Exophiala oligosperma is the source of this 537-nucleotide messenger RNA. RefSeq lists its product as uncharacterized. Lineage: Eukaryota; Fungi; Ascomycota; Eurotiomycetes; Chaetothyriales; Herpotrichiellaceae. The transcript has 2 exons. The record is from RefSeq and is a predicted model, not a curated record. The coding region runs from base 1 to 537 and encodes 178 amino acids.
AUGUGGAUAUUCAGGAAGAACCUCCUCAGUCGGAGGUCGACGUUGCCCGACGAUUUUCCAGCUGGCGGAUGGGAGUCGGAAAGACCUUUGCCUGGUGAUCGAUUGCAGAAGGGGCAUCUGAAGCAAGCACUGAUCAAUGACGCCGUCGACGAAGCUAUCGCACGGAGCAUAUUCCGAUGCAUCUUCUCCAGCAAAGGACCUCGUUCUUACCCACUCGAAGAUCUAACCAUAAUGCCGACAAGCAUGAGCUUGGACGGACGGAGCUCCUUGGAGCGAGAGCUAAGUUUGGUGAACGAAGUUAUCAGCGAACAAUGUCACGUUCGGAGAGGUAUUCGUGACGACGAGCGAGAUGACCUGUUUGUUGAGACGGGCGAUUCAACAAUUUGGAUGUAUGGUCAGGCUAGCCAGAGUCAGAACGAAGAGUUGGAGAAAGGGGGUGUCAAGGCCCUUUUCAUCUCCACACAUGGUGUAUUUUACCGAGGCGAUGGUCCAUGUCUCCAGCUUCUUCUCCACAAAGAGCCUCAGUACUCGGUCUGA